Messenger RNA from Brassica oleracea var. oleracea, 1377 nucleotides. RefSeq lists its product as uncharacterized. NCBI's taxonomy places the organism in Eukaryota, Viridiplantae, Streptophyta, Magnoliopsida, Brassicales, Brassicaceae. The record is from RefSeq and is a predicted model, not a curated record. Gene Ontology annotation, molecular function: RNA-DNA hybrid ribonuclease activity; nucleic acid binding. The transcript is spliced from 5 exons. Bases 1 to 1377 code for a protein of 458 amino acids.
AUGAUUCUAUUGCAGAGUCUUAACGGGUGGAAAACCAAAGUUGAAGAACUCCGUGAUGGAGUGAAUAGCGACUUGGAAACAAUACCGCAACAGGAAGAGCUGCAGCAUGGGCUGAGACCGGUCCGCAAGGAGCCCCAGAAUUUCUUGCCAGUGAUAGGUGAAGCGGGAGCGCAGCAGUUGAGUAAGAAAAGAUGUUCUCUGGUAUACUAUGGAGCUGACUUGGAGAACAAGCCCGUUGGCAAUGGUGACCAGAUCAGAGUCUGGCGGGACAAUUGGCUGCUUGGAGAUCCUCAACCAACGCCAACAGGUCCUGGUAGGUUCUUUUAUCCUAAUCUUAAGGUUAAGGACUUGUUCUUCCCUGGGGCAUUCUCAUGGAAUCAACCUCUGUUGAAUCAAUUAUUUCAACCUGAGGAUGCUCUGAGAAUAUUGCGCCUUCGCCCAAGCAUAACGGGAACCCAAGACUUGUUGUAUUGGAAACUCAGUAAAACAGGAUCAUACACAGUUAGGUCAGGCUACUAUGUGCAAAGGGCGUUGGACAAUGAAAAUGCUCAGCAAACUCAUGUCAUUUCCUCUCCUUCUGUGCAACUACGAAAUCAGCUCAUACAGAAAAUUUGGACACUGAAAUUACCACCUAAACUCAAAAUUUUCUGGUGGAAGGUGCUCCACAAUGGCUUGCCAGUUGCAUUGAAUCUACAUAGAAGGGGCUGCAGGGUUAUUCCUGAGUGUCAGCUCUGUGGAGAAGGUAUGGAAACAAUACCUCAUUUUCUGUAUGAAUGUCGAGUAUCUAGAGAAAUCUGGCAGUUAGCUUACCCUGACCUUUCCCGGAGCCUAGAACCUCAUACUAAUCUCUUGAUGUUUGUCCACAAAAUUGUAAAUGAGGAUACAAGAGAUUUACCAAGUAAUCUAGCUUGGUUUAUAGGGUGGAGGAUAUGGAAGAUGCGGAAUAGGUUAUUAUUUGAUAAUAACCGGGAACAUAUCGUACAGGUCAUUAAAGGAUCUUUCAUGGAUUUGAACUUGUGGAAGGAGGCUAUAUACUAUAAUGAGCCUGACUUCCCAACUCAGGUUAAAGAUCAUCGACCACACUCCAUCAUUGAUGUCCUCCCGCAAGAAUCAAUGCUAUAUUGCAUUGCUGAUGCCUCUUGGAAGUCUGAACAUGAAGCUGCAGGCAUAGGGUGGUCCUUAUACAGUCGACAAGGCACUUUCAUUAUGCAAGGAAGCUCAGCAAUUGCAUCAACAAAUUCAGCCUUUGAAGCCGAGGCAGUGGCAACUUUGCUAGCUGUUCAACAAUUACAUAGACUGCACUACAAGAAUGUUAUAUUUCUAGGUGACAACGCUCGGUUGGUUAAAAGCUUGGAGCCUACUCGAGGACGUCCCUAG